GUUAUGCAAAAAACGCUUUAAAAUAACCACGAAACCGAUAGUUGUUCAUCAGAAUAAGUAAACUUUGCCGGUAGAAGAAGCUUGCAAAAGUUACAUUUAAAACCACGAAAAUGUUUCAAGUUUUGAGUUUUAUCGUCGGAUUCGCAAGCAUUUUUUAUGUCCAAAGUAUAGCGCCCGUCCAGGAAACAACAUAUUCUACAAGUGAACUUCAAGCUACACCAUCAUUAUUACUAGUUGGAGGAGACCCUAUGAAACUAAAAGUCCUUACUUGACACCGUCAAAACUAGACCCAUAUGCGACCAGAAGUGGUUAUGAGUCAAUGACUAAAGUUGUAGAUCCUUAUUAUCGUACUCAAAGUACGCCAAUGCAAGUUCCAAGCCACACAGCAUUCCCUUACCCCUAUUCGAAACCAUUAGAUCCUCCUUAUCGUACACAAAGUAUGUCAGUGCAAGUUCAUAGCAACUCACCAAUUCCUCAUCCCAACUCAAAACCAUAUCCUUAUCCUACACAAAGUAUGCCAUGGCGAAGCUCCACAGUACUCUCUCGUCCCACUUCUAAACCAAAUAGACCUUUGUAUGACGAUUGUGUUUCAUACUUCAACAAGGACUGUUACCCGCGUGGAGCAAAUGCAUCUUCCUAUUUAAUUAAAGCAAGAAACAAGUAUGGAUAUAACAUGAAUCAAUACUGUCGCGAUGAGAAGACCUUAAAUGGCUGCCCAAAAUGUCGUGAACCCAAAUGUCGAGGAAAUGGAUGGACACAAGUGGCAUCACUUCCCUUAACCAAGGCUGCAGCCUAUGAUUCAGAAGUUUGGACUUCAAAAAUGAGUAAUUCUGUCACAAACGACUUGUUUUGGAGCGCCAACGUCAGUGAAGUAUGCGUCACUGUGAAAAAUGUAUUGGAAAUUCAAUUCUCAAUGAAAGCGCCAUCAUUGCGAAGCCUCUUUUUUGAGAAGAGGUUGAUUAAUGUAUCGCUUGCAUCUUGGAUUAAUGCAACAAACUUAAGCGAACAAAAUCGCACGGAUCUACAACCAAUAACACUUUUUCCCCAAUGCUAUGAAAUCGGCUUCAACGUUGGAGAUCCUAAAUAUGCAGCUGCUCGUAUUGGAGUCGUUAAGAAGAACAUAACAGGUUGUGAAUCGUUGCCAAACAUUGGUUUCGGUGUUGGCCUGUCGUUCUCCUCAAGUGACUAUCCAAUUCAUGGCGUCAGUUAUGUGGAUGUGCAGACGAUACAAGGUUAUGGCAACAUUUAUGUCCGUUCACGACCUUCAAACAACUAUAGAUACCCUACCCCUACCCCUAGCCUUACCCCUACCCCCAAAGCAAUGAAAUGAAAUAACAAUAUAUUCACGCAUUUCGACAUUUUUAUGGCUUCAAUACUAUAACUCGAAUAAACUAAAGUAAAUAUUCAUGAACAUUUAAAUCCAAAGGACGUCUGUAUGUAAUCUUGAUACAAAAUUGCGCCAACUGUGAGGGAUGCGUCGAGACGUUAAUUUCUUGCGUGUAUUUCUGUACAAGUUAAGUUUUUUAUACUUAAGUUGUUAAGUUUAUUUCAUAUUUGGUAUAUAUAUAUAGCAAGCUCAUUCCAUUCAUCAAUAAAUUAUUAUAAUAACUGA
Molecule: messenger RNA, 1612 nt
Organism: Xenia sp. Carnegie-2017
Lineage: Eukaryota; Metazoa; Cnidaria; Anthozoa; Malacalcyonacea; Xeniidae
Exons: 15
Coding region: 320-1330 (336 amino acids)
Source: RefSeq, a predicted model, not a curated record